AUGGGUGAGGGAGCACAAAGGAUUAGUUGGUGGGGACUGCAAGUGAGUGGGCGGGAGAGUGAGUCUUCAGUGAGUGAAUGCUUGUUUGAGUCCGAGAGACAGUUGAGUAAACUGGGUGGACUGGAGAGUGAAACUGAAUGUGUGGGUGAGUAUGAGUACUCGAGUGGACGAAUUGCAGAUGUGGUGAGCCUGCUCUACCUGAGCUCUGUGCGCUUCGUUGCCGGUGGUGGGCUGCAGGGCCGCUACUCCACACAGUACGUCCACCUCGGCCGCCGCCAGCUUCGACCCCAGUCCCGGGCGAGCCGGCCUGGACGCUGCGCCGCCGCGGGCAGCGAUGCGCAGAGGGUCCGCGCCGCCCCGGGGCCGCCGUGCGGCACCAUGAAGCUCCGCAGCAAGGCGGCAGCGCUGCUUCUGCUCGCGCUGGCCGUGCUGCUGCUGGCUCUGCUGUCCUUGCGCGCCCGCCAGGACCUGGAGCCCCCUGGGUUCCCUGCGCGUCCCGAGGCUGCCCCUCAGGGCCACCACGCGCCGGUCCCCACGCUCCCUCCGGAGCCCCGCGCCUUUCCCGGAGCCGCUGGCCCGCGCUUCCCCAGGCGCCGGCCCCCGCGUCUGCGACCCGGAGCGGGCCGCCCGCGCGCCGCCAGCCGCGGGAAGUUGGCGAGGUGUUGGGAACAUUGGGGCAGCAUCCUCUUGUCUCGAUCCGAACAAAUUGGCUCUGACUUGCAGGAGAUCAUGAAUAGAAUCCCAAUGGGUGCUAUUGAGAAGGAAUAUUGCCACAGGCAACAAGAUCCCGGAAGCCAUUUUUCUUUUGAACAUAUCUCUUGGAUGAUCAUGGAAAUGAUGUGCAACGCCACAGGAAUAAAGAACUACUUCACAAACUCUGGAAAGGGGGUGGGGGGAAGCCCUGUCAUUCGGCUUGUUUUUCCUCUUUCUAGGAGGUCUGGGGAAGUGAGGAGUUUGCACUCCGUGCCACCUGAGCUCUGGAUUCACUUGGCCGUGGUGGCCUGUGGCAACCGGCUGGAGGAGACGCUGGUCAUGCUCAAGUCAGCCGUGCUCUUCAGCCACAGGAAGAUGCGCUUUCACAUCUUCACAGAGGAUGCUCUGAAGCCCGAGUUUGAUAAACAGUUGCGCCAGUGGCCAGACUCAUAUACAAAGAAGUUUGAGCACAAACUCUACCCUAUCACAUUUUCGGUCGGAAACCCUCAGGAAUGGAAGAAACUAUUCAAACCCUGUGCGGCCCAGAGACUCUUUCUUCCGGUAAUCUUAAAGGAUGUGGACUCACUUCUCUACGUGGACACUGACGUCCUCUUUCUGCGGCCCGUGGACGACAUCUGGAAGCUUCUUAGGCAGUUUAACUCCACCCAGCUCGCUGCUAUGGCCCCAGAGCAUGAAAUCCCUAAGAUUGGCUGGUACAGCCGCUUUGCCCGGCAUCCUUUCUACGGCUCUGCUGGGGUUAACUCAGGGGUCAUGCUCAUGAACUUGACUCGCAUAAGAAGUACCCAGUUCAAGAACAGCCUGAUUCCAACAGGUCUGGCUUGGGAGGAGAUGCUGCUCCCGCUGUACCAGAAGUAUAAGAACGCCAUCACGUGGGGAGAUCAGGAUUUAUUAAAUAUUAUUUUUUAUUUCAACCCAGAGUGUCUCUACGUGUUCCCCUGCCAGUGGAACUACCGGCCUGAUCACUGCAUGUAUGGAAGCAACUGCAAAGAGGCUGAGCGGGAAGGUGUGUCUGUCCUGCAUGGCAACCGUGGCGUCUACCAUGACGACAAGCAGCCCACUUUCCGAGCGCUCUAUGAAGCAAUCCGGGAUUUUCCCUUUCGAGACAAUCUUUUCCAGUCUAUGUACUACCCUCUGCAGCUGAAGUUUUUGGAGACGGUGCACACCCUGUGCGGGCGGAUCCCCCAGGUUUUUCUCAAGCAGAUUGAGAAAACGAUGAGAAGAGCUUACGAGAAGCACAUCGUCAUCCACGUGGGCCCCAACCCCAUGAGCUGAGCGUCCUCUCGCGCUGUUAGCCAGCCUGGUGUCUGUGACCCGGGACGUGGAUGCUUACGCGGACUGGAUAUUUGUGUGUGAAUAUUUAAUGGUGCUCUGUGACUGUUGAAGUUCAAAAGCCUGAUUAUAUUUUGCUAAGUUAAUUAUCCCUAGAAGGGAAUGUGCUUCUCCUUAUUUUCUCCUGACAUCCUAUUUAUCUUUUAUUUUUCAAGUUAUUUUAUGAAUUUAACAUUGUCUCAGUGGGUUGAGAGAGGAAGGGGAACGUUUUUCUAGCUCUCGAAUAUGAGCCCCUGUCAUUAUGUGCAGCUAUCAUAAUAAUCUGGAUUUCUUGA
Molecule: messenger RNA, 2318 nt
Organism: Rattus rattus (black rat)
Lineage: Eukaryota; Metazoa; Chordata; Mammalia; Rodentia; Muridae
Gene: Gxylt2
Product: glucoside xylosyltransferase 2
Exons: 9
Coding region: 1-1986 (661 amino acids)
Biological process (GO): protein O-linked glycosylation via N-acetylgalactosamine
Molecular function (GO): UDP-xylosyltransferase activity
Source: RefSeq, a predicted model, not a curated record